Molecule: messenger RNA, 861 nt
Organism: Mangifera indica (mango)
Lineage: Eukaryota; Viridiplantae; Streptophyta; Magnoliopsida; Sapindales; Anacardiaceae
Exons: 6
Coding region: 375-809 (144 amino acids)
Source: RefSeq, a predicted model, not a curated record
AAAAAACAGUAAUAUUUCAUCACUCUCAUCGUUUUCCCUCACCUGGUAUUGUUUCCUCUUCCAGCAUGGCUGGCUGUUCAGGACCACCACUAAUGUUAACUUUCAUCCAGCACCUUCAUCGUCCGUUUGAAAAAAUCGUUGAAACCACCUGUGUUCAGUAUUUACGGACUCUCCGCUUUGUUUAAUGGUCAUUAUUAAGAUUGUUAUUGUUGGAGAUGAUUGUGCAUUGCCUCCACCUCAAGGCAUAGCUGGAUGAAGAGGUUUUGCAGUCCCUAUUCUUGUUCACAAGUUGGAAAGUCAGGUUGCUGGAGCUAGCUGCUGCUGCUGCUGGCCUUUCCCUUUCUUAAGUUACUCUGUUACUGCAGAAGCAAAACAUGCAUCUGAAAUGGUUGGGACAAUGGGUGUUGCCUUAUCUGUUUUUACACUGCCUGGGCAGGUUUCAUCAUAUUGUCUGGGUUCUGGAAAAAUGGAACUUGGUCUUGAGAUUGUUUUAUCUUGAGUUGAUUGCUUCUAAUGCUGUGCACAUUAAAGUGGUCAAGUAUUCUUGUGGAUCUUUUACAGGGCCACUGCUUACACAUUGUGAACCUGGUGCUGCUGUUGUGGACCUUCAACUUGUAGAUGUAGUUGUCUCUCAUGUGCUUAAGCAGAUAUUGUCAAGGCAUAGGUGCCACUCUAUGGUACUGAUGAUUGUAGCAGGCAAAGCAGUCCCUAACUUGCAAUUGGAGCAUGGAUUGGCUGUCAAUAGAGUGUACACAGGAUUUGCUAUUUUUUGUUGUCUUUUCACUUUGUUGAAAAGAUGUUUCAUAUGAAUUGUUGGACUUCAAGAAUUGAUAUAAUUAUUAAUUCUCAUUUAAUAUAAAA